This is a messenger RNA of Patella vulgata (common limpet), 3080 nucleotides long. Its product is annotated as integrin alpha-4. Bases 144 to 3080 code for a protein of 978 amino acids. Lineage: Eukaryota; Metazoa; Mollusca; Gastropoda; Patellidae. Gene Ontology annotation, molecular function: integrin binding. The record is from RefSeq and is a predicted model, not a curated record. Gene Ontology annotation, cellular component: integrin complex; external side of plasma membrane. Gene Ontology annotation, biological process: cell-cell adhesion; integrin-mediated signaling pathway; cell adhesion mediated by integrin. The transcript has 18 exons.
AUGUAAUAACACAGGGUCAUGUAGAAUAAUAACUGAAGAUAUUCAAUAUUGGGGAUCAACAUUUAUUUGUAUAGUGAAUGUUUCUUUUUAUAAGUUUAUGAUUAUUUAAUUCACCUAUUAACUGUAUAUAGAAUACGACCAUUAUGAGUGUCAAACUAUUCACCAUUUUAAGUUUUAUAAUUGUGUGUAUAAUUUGCCUGUGUAUUGGGAGUGUUUUAUCGUAUAAUAUUGACACGGAUCAAGCCAGAAUAUUUAGUGGACCAAAAACAAGCUAUUUUGGAUAUACAACAGUCCUAACAAGAAACCAAGAUGGUAUAAGAUUGUUAGUAGGGGCGCCAAAUGAUGAUACCGGAAGUGGUGUUAAUAGAACAGGUAGUGUGUAUAUAUGUGAUACAAGUGACGAGGGGGAAUGUUCAAGAUUUUAUAAUCCCGGUACUGGGAGGACAUAUUCAAUCCAUCCACCCGUAUAUCCUAUAACAAUGGAAGGAUUUGGAAGUUGCGUGAAUCAGAUAUCCAAUUCCAAAAUUUUGAUGUGUGCACCAAGAUGGAAGGACGUAAGGUUUAAACAACAGGCCUUUGUUACGGGUCGAUGUAUUAUUACCAAUACAGACCUUAGAUCCGAAGUCAACAGCUCUUUACCAGUGGAAAAUGAAUCGAAAUAUGCGGAUACGAAGCUUGGAUUCGUACAGGGUAUGGCUGAAUCCGGAUUUUCAUGUGACUCGUUAGAGUUCCAGUCAGAAACAUAUGUACUCGGUGCUCCAGGUCUGAACUCCUGGAGAGGUGGAUUUGCUGUAAUAAAGGGAGGUAACUACGAAGAUUCAAUAGUAGAUAUUCCAAGACAAAAACAAAAGAUGAACGAUAAUCUAGGUUAUGCUGUUGUGGGAGGCCGUUUUUGUUCUAACAAAAGGAUAUGUUUUGCUGCUGGGGCACCAAGAUUUAAUCAUACAGGUCGAGUUAUGUUGUUUGAAAGAAUUGCUGGGAACCAAGUCAUUCAGUUAUUGGAGCUUAGUUGUCCAGAUAAAGAUUCCAUGGGGUCUUAUUUCGGGUCUGUUCUGUGUUCAGCUGAUGUUAAUGGUGAUGGUUGGGAUGAUUUACUUGUUGGUGCUCCGUUUUAUACCAAAGUUGACCCGGACUUGGAAGAAUCAAGUUUCCCAAAGGACGAAGGACGUGUUUGGAUUUUCAUUAGCCAAAAGAAAGAGCUUCAAGACAAAACUUAUUUCCAAAAUAUGCCUAUCAUGCUAUCCGGGUCCAAUACAGCCUUUUCCAGAUUCGGAUCUUCAAUAAGUAAUCUUGGUGAUGUGAAUGGUGAUGGUAUCGAUGAUAUUGCUGUGGGAGCAAAGGACGAAAACGGAGUCGGAGCUGUAUAUAUUUAUCACGGUUCUGCAGAUGGACAAAUAGUUGAAUACUCUCAACGUAUCACAGGUGAAAUGGUGUCUGAAAAUAUAACUGGAUUUGGAUCCCAUAUAUCUAAACCAUUAGACGUGGACGACAACGGUUAUCCAGAUAUGGCUAUUGGCUGUACCAAUUCUGACAAGGCAGUUCUGUUAAGAUCUCGACCAAUCAUUGACCUGGUGGCAGAUUUAAACUUUGACUCCGAACUGAUAAAUCUCAAUAGAACAAAUUGUCCGGCUAAAGCUGACGCUGAAAGCUGUAUAGGUCUUACAUUGUGUUUUAAUUAUUCUCAGAUAUCGGCCCCGGAACAGAUAGAGAUGGAUUUUAAUAUAAGUGUGGAUAUUUUAAAAAGAUCCAGUCUAAGAAGAGUUAAAAUACAUACUGAAGAUGAUUGGUUAAAUCAGAUAUCGGAAAAAUUACUAGUCGAACGUGGUAAAAACAACUGCAAAGGAUUUGAUUUAAUAACUCUUACGGAAGAACGACUACAAGAUCCCUUCACUGCCGUAAGAGUUGAAGCUCGAUUUAAAUUAAAUGAAUCUAGUUUUGAUCCUGGUGAUAUAAAACCAAUCAUCAACCAAACACGGCCCAAUGUUUUAACCAAAGAUACAAGAUUUCAACUUAGUUGUGGCGAGGAUAAUAUAUGCGAAGCAGAUUUGGGUAUCAAAGGAGAAUUUUCCUUUUCCGAAGGGGAAGUAUUUAUAACUAUCAACCAAACAGAAAUUAUCAAUCUCGAUGUCCGUUUAGUAAAUUAUGGAGAAAAUUCUUUUGGAAGUAAAGUGAAAUUCUACUGGAACGAAAACUUGUCUUACAGAACAGUUAAGUCAUCUCCAAGAUGGCCGAUAGGAUGCAACGGUGAAUCUGAGGAAGAUCAGAAUUACAAACUGACAUGUACUGUUUUUCCUCCAAUCAACAGAAACCAGGCUGUUAACUUCUCUGUGCUCCUGGAGGGAGAUGCAUUGUCAUUGAAUAAUGCAAAAGUUAACGUUUCUAUUCAAGCCCAAACAGCCAGUGCAGAAAACAACAUGGCAAAUAACGUAGCUAAUUUCUCAUCGGAUGUUUGGAUAGUGGCCUCCCCUGACAUAAGUGGGAAAUCCUACCCACCGGAGUUAUCUGUCAACACGGAAGAAGAUCUCAGCUUAAAAAAUCUAACAAUCAUCCAUAAAUAUUUGAUGAUAAAUAAUGGGCCUAGUUUUCUUCCAUCAACUAAUGUAACAAUCCAGUUACCUUAUCGGUACCAAACAGGUGAACAACUUGUAGAAUCCGCCAUAGCUAAAAUUAAAACUGAAAGUGGGGAAGAAGUGUAUUGUAGUUUAUCAUAUAAAUCAUCUCAGGGUGGUAACACACGACCCUCCACGACAACUAGCACAAUGACUACCACGACGACCGCUGGUACAAGCGUUCAAGCCGACAUAGUCACCACUCAAACAACCACCGAAUCCACAACUGUAACAACAACGACCGCUGGCAAAAAUCACAAUAUUCCAGAUGUAGCUCCUAGUCGUAGACGGCGACAAACGUCCGAUAAAAAGAAAGAUAUGGAAGACAAUGCACACCAUUUGGAUUGUAACAAUUAUUUUUGUGAUGAUAUGUUAUGUAAGCUCCCUGGAUCACUUCAACCUAGAGAAAGCAUCAUCGUUAAUCUAACUAUUGUCAUGAAUAUUAAAGAUCUCCCCUUCAAGGUAAUCUAA